AUGUACCAGCCGCCAAAUCCCUGGCUUCUGUCCCGUGUCUGGACCGACUUGCCCUCCCGCUUCCCGCCUCCGCCCUUCAAUACGCAACCAUCAACGAACAUCGCGAACUUAGGACCUAGAGCGCGAAUACACGACCGACGACCCUCAACAUCGCCUUCGGCCCCUCCGCCCGUCUCCAACUCAAUUGAUCGACAACCCUUUUCAUUACGCAUAAGGGUGUCAUCCAACGGGAUAGUUAUCCCACACCACCCCACCUACCUGCUCUCGGGUCUUCACCGUGUUGUUGAUGACGGAGUGGGAGAGCAUCUUUCUUACCCUGGAUCUGCUAGGUUGUCAAGUGAUGCGUGUUACACUUCACCAUCUGCGCUCCACCUCGUCGCCCAGCGCACUAUACACACCCUUCUCAAGCAAAAGCCGCUUCGUCUCCUACGCUAUCGGGCUGUGGGUGGUACAUUGGAGGCCAUUGUCGAGGCAUCUAGACGUCUCAUGGCGUACCAAAAGAAGUACUUCUUGGGCCGCUAUGUCUGCCGCACCACCAUCCCAUGCCCGAACUGCUCUCUCGGUAGCAGCAAGACCCGAGAGCCUCAUAGAGAGAGAGUACCUGCACACAUCAAGGCGCUAGACAACAUAGCAUGGGAGUUUUCAGGCGAGAUAAUAUCAUUUUUCGCGAAUGGGCUGGAGGCCAACGGUGUCGGGUCAUCUUCAACAGUCGUUGGGGCCUCGGCGACGAUAUCUUGCCUUCGCACAAACAUCUUUGCCUUGCUGGCUCGGUUGCGACUGACGUGCAUGGCAAUCUCCAAUGGCCCAGUUUUGGCCAAGGCUCUCUCAGCUCUCCACCAGCAACAGCUCCGGCUCCGAAGUAUGGGUCGGCCUGCUUCUCAAAGCCCCGACCUCUUACGAAUAGAGGACCUAACCUGCAAGGAACUGCCAAUGGGCUCCAUCGGAACGGGGGCCUUAGCAUGCCAUCAACUCCUGUCAGGAGGGCAAGGCCGCGAUCCCACCGCCUCACACCACCCGCCUGCUGCGCACGAGCACCUAUCCGUACUGUCGAAAAUCUACUAUCCAACGUACGACGGGAAGACGAACAGGGGAAACGACGAGUCUAAGCCGCUGUUUGCGCCAACAUAUCUGGUCGGGCGGAGAAUGCCUGCGAUUUCGAUAAGCCCGGACUCCCAAGGGAGAUUGUGCUUAUCAAAAGUAUGGUUUAUGACCGACAAGCCUCCGGAGCAUUCAAUGCCUAAAACUGUUGCUAUUGUUCCAUCACAACUCGUCUUUGAGACUGAGGCACUGGGACAAGCCAUUGACAGCCCCCGUUAUGGCCCAUGCAACCUUAACGCCCACCCAGCGACGGGAUGUGGCCGCGGUGAUAGCGGCGCGAGUGAGGAAGCGCUGACGUGCGAUUGCGACAGCAGCAGUUUGCGACUGAGUUCCACACAAUCUAUCAGCAGCUGCCCUGGUGCCGCUUACACCAAAUCUGACUUAUCAUUGGUGGCCGGCCAGGAUAUUACAGCCUUUGCCCAAUCCAGAGACCUAGAGUCUGGGGGCGAUGGAACGCGACAGGCGAUGUAUGGUACUGUUAGGGCUGUCAGCCUAGCCUUCAAGCUCACCCCUGAGAAAUUGGCAUUUGAACUCAAGACCCAUGGACUUGCGACUUGCGAAAAGUGCAUCAGCCCGACUUUCAACACACGUCCGCCGCUGUUGAAAUAUCUUGCAGAUUACAUGCCGCACUCGGCCUACAUGGACCCCUUUUUUCCCAGCUUUGGCACGUCUAGAGAAGCGCAAGCUACAGGGGAUAGCUGGACCGAUCGAGUCAAGUUCUGGAUACCUCACGGAGUAGCGAGGUGCUUGACGAAAUCACGGCAUCUCCAUUAUCAGACCCUCCACGAAGCAAGCCCCUGUAUGGAGGGCUCAAAGGUCAUGCCAAUGUACCCCUUGCACGUCCUUGAGGAGGCAUGGAUUCCCCUGCCUUACCUUGGUGAAGAAUUUGGUGCGGCGCGGGACGGUUGCAACCGUUCCAAGUUGUUUAUUCCACCUUCAACAAUCUACCCAUUGCUUUCAGCACAGCUACGAAUCGACUUUCCCAUAGUGCUAGGUCAUCUUCGCCGGUCAAGGCCCAUCAAAGGCGCAUCAUCGAUGUCGGCGUAUAUUCUUGAUGAAGUUCGACUUCAUGGCCAUGGCAAUGUAGCUCAGACCCUACUAGCGACCCCGUUGCGAUUCUGCAAGCUGGCAACGAUGCCUUGUCCUGGGGAGACGGGAGCUAUUCGUUCCGAUUCAGAGGUAAAUCCCACAAAGCCAGUGCUACUUUUGUUUGACUCCUCUCGUGGGCUUCAUGGAGAAGAGCUCCAACGACUGCGGCGCAUGAGUACAUACAGAGUAGUCACCGCCAUAGAUGAUGACAAAGGCUACUGCGUCUCCAACGAGCAGGGGCUUGCAACCAGACUGAGCCCAGUGAUAAGAGAGCGAGGGACGAGAUACCAGGGCGGUCAGCACCGCAGUCUCAAGUGGGCAAAAAAAACAGCGUCGGCUACGGUUGGCCUGGCCCAAGCCUGGACUGUGGCCUCUCCAUUUGCACUGCAAUGGUUUGGCAGAUGUAACUCCGGCAUGCAGCUGUCGUUGACGGCUCUUGUCGAGACCACGCGUUUGGCGGAGUAUGCUGCCACAGACACCCGUCGUCGAAGCGGUACGUACGGCACUGACAUCUUGACAACUACAGAUGGAGAUCAGGAGGGGCACAUGAGGGGACUAUUGGGACAAGCCUUCUCCAUAAGAGCUUGGAAUGUGGGCGUGCAGCUGCCGGGCGUCAAUAACCUAGAUGCUUGUUUGCUGGAGCCGCUUUCCAAUGGGUUACCGACGCGGCCUCGAGGCUUUGCAGAGCUUAAGACUGGGGCAAUAAACCAUGAGACGACUCAAGAUAGAAGACGCCGCGAAGUUACGCUACUCCACGGGGAAGGCGGAUCACGAUCAAACAAGGACAAGAAGCUUUCUUACGGGCUGAAGGACGAGGAUGCGACGCAAGGAAGAAGCAUUACGCUGCAUUCCUGGUCAAACUCUAAAAGCUUGCGGUAUCCUCCCGACUCCCAAGAGUUUUGUGGGCAGAGCCCUUCCAACAAAGUGUGGGUUGAGAGGAGAAGGUCGAUACGCAUUUCAGAAUCGAGUAAGGCGGUGGUCCAGUCAGUGAAGGAUUCGAUCGAUACCUUGCCGGAAUCUACACUUUGUGACGAGCCGGGGCCGAACCUCUCCUCUGCGGCUGUAACAUAUCUCAUCCCUCCCCACCGGAGUUUGUGCGACCAUGCAGUGCAAAAGGUGGCAGGACAGAAUCUUCACACGAGGACGGCAUCCUCAAUUCGGCCUGAGCUGCAGAUGCUUACUUGGACUGUCAUCUUCCGCCUCCAGUCCUCUCGAGACGGCUUGAUCACUAGCUUCACGGGCUUGACUGAGGCGCACUACGUCAGUCUCAAAGCUUACAACAUGUCAUCCAUCCACCAUCCUCCAAACGAGCAUCGAAAAAGGGAGCAUCAGGUCGACACAUGCAACAUGACACACCAUCCUCGCUCUUCACCCCACCACCUUCGCUACCUGUCACUGCGGCUUCUCAUGCCGUCUCCAUUCUCUUGGACAACCCUACCUAAUACCUUAUCCUGGGCCUGGGAUGGGUCGGCAGCACUGAGCAGACAACCACCACGACGGUGGUCAGGGGGGUGUGUGCCCCAGAAGCGGCCAGCUCGGAGCCAAAGGGGGGACCCCAGCGACCAUGGGCCUGCAGUAGGCCCGCAUCCCUUUUUUUUGCCUUCGGGUGCGGAUGCUCUCCCACCCCUGCCGGAGGUUUGGUUCUUGGCAAAGACUUUCUCGGGCGACACCCCCCUUCCCCUUCCCUUUCCGCUCGUAGAGCCCUUGUCUCCUCCGGCGGAGGUCCUACUCUUGUCCGAAGUUCCAGCAUUGUACCUACAGGCUACGCAUACUGCGUUUGCUGCUGCUGUUGUGCGCUGA
Messenger RNA from Colletotrichum lupini, 3987 nucleotides. RefSeq lists its product as uncharacterized. Bases 1 to 3987 code for a protein of 1328 amino acids. The transcript has 29 exons. The record is from RefSeq and is a predicted model, not a curated record. Lineage: Eukaryota; Fungi; Ascomycota; Sordariomycetes; Glomerellales; Glomerellaceae.